CCCCUUCACUCCAAGUUCCCCACCCCCAAAACACUUGCACUUUUAACUCUAAGCCAAGAAAGCAAGUUCACUAGGGUUUUAAGAGAAGAUCAAAAAUGGCAUCAAAAAGAUCAGCUUCCAUGGCCCUCUUUUUGGCACUCAACAUUCUCUUCUUUUCCCUGGUCAGUGCUUGUGGUUCUUGCUAUUCACCCACCCCUAAACCAAAGCCAAACCCCAACCCCACCCCCACUCCAUCUUCACAAGGCAAAUGCCCUAGAGAUGCCCUUAAAUUAGGUGUAUGUGCUAAUGUGCUUGGCUUAGUCAAUGCCACUGCUGGUUCACCCCCAGUGAUGCCAUGCUGUUCGCUUCUUAAUGGCCUCGUCGAUCUCGAAGCUGCUGUUUGCCUUUGCACCGCUAUCAAAGCUAACAUCUUAGGCAUCAACCUUAACAUUCCAGUUUCCCUUAGCUUGCUCCUCAACGUUUGCUCAAAGAAUGUUCCUUCCAACUUCCAAUGCUAAGUCUUCACUGUUCCCAACAUUCUUUCUAGUCUUCCUUAUUGUGUUUGGUUAUUGAAAGUUACGGUUUCCGACAUUUGCAGUAAACCGGCGGUUUUUCAUUUGUAACUUUAUUAUUUCAAUUUCCUUGUGAGGGAGGGAUACUGAAUAAAUUUAAUACUUCUCUUCAAGUGUUUUUCUUUUGGGGUUUUUUUAUCUCCAAAAGACAUGAAAAAGACUUGUAUUAUUCCCUUGCUUUUACUAUUGGAUUUUGUAUGUGAACAAGUCUAGUUUGAACGAAUAAUAAAUCUUUAUUCGUA
This is a messenger RNA of Gossypium raimondii (Peruvian cotton), 793 nucleotides long. Its product is annotated as 14 kDa proline-rich protein DC2.15. Bases 96 to 497 code for a protein of 133 amino acids. The transcript has a single exon. Lineage: Eukaryota; Viridiplantae; Streptophyta; Magnoliopsida; Malvales; Malvaceae. The record is from RefSeq and is a predicted model, not a curated record.